Molecule: messenger RNA, 1206 nt
Organism: Ogataea polymorpha
Lineage: Eukaryota; Fungi; Ascomycota; Pichiomycetes; Pichiales; Pichiaceae
Exons: 2
Coding region: 1-1206 (401 amino acids)
Source: RefSeq, a predicted model, not a curated record
AUGAAGCUUCAAUUCCUAGUCGCUUACUUAGCCUUAACCUUUGCCCAGAUUGUUUCUGGGUACACUACUAGAUGGAACCCGGAUUUCUCAUGUGAUGGUUGUAUCCUAAUCACUACCCCUUCUUCUUUGCAAGGAACUAUCAACACUGAUACUUCUGAGCCAACCUCUACCACCUCCUCUCCCUCCACAUCGUCCUCGGUGGAGCAACCCACCUCCUCUUCUUCUUCCUCCCCGACUACCUCUUCUCCCACGACUCAGGAGACAACAACCACUGCUGAAGCCACAACCUCUUCUAGCUCCUUGUCAUCAACUAUUACCUCUACUGUUGCACUUACUACGCCAUACACUUCCACUACAGCCACGAGCACCCUGCAAACAACACCUGCCACCACAGUGCUCACCGAAGGUCCCUCUUCGACUUCUCCAACAAAUACAAAUGAGGUAGUCACAACAGUGAUUGGCAAGCUGUCAACUAAUACGUAUGUUAUAUCUACCAGCUCGGCCAUUGUGUUGCUUGUGACCCAUACAGAAGCACUUACGUAUGUGAAUUCGCAGGUUUCCACUUCAACGCAAACUAUUCCCGAAUCGUCUUUGAUUGUUGAAGCAACAGCAACAUCAAUUUACACAUAUCCUGUGUCCACAACAAGUUUCCUCGGGUACUUCAAUCAUUCCACCAAUAGUAUUGAGUAUGAGACCGUCACUUCCAUUCUCUAUGGUUCUUCUUACUCUCUUUACACAGAUUAUAAAACACAGUACUUUACCAGCUACUUUACGACUACCACAGAAAAGGUGGUGACAGAAACCUAUAUCGCUUGGGAUACAAGAGUUAUCGAAUCUUAUAGCUUGACCACUGGCUACCAAACGCUAAUUUCAACUCUAUAUCCAACCACAGUGGUUUCCACCAUUGCGUCUUCAACUAUAUCCACUGCUCAGACUUCUGCUCAGACUACUUCUGCAACCAUCCUGCCUACCGUUACUGAAUCUUCUUACUUUACCGUCACCUCAGUGAUCAGUGCUUCUGAAAGUUCGUGUCUUGUUUGGGCUAACAGCGCGACUUCAUGGACUGUGGAUCCUGCUGAUAUUCAGAUCCAGAGCUCGCCCGCAGUCCAAGCUGUGGCCAAUGAGGGAAGGAAAAGUAAAGAUAGAACAGGGGUGGCUCUUUGGAUCACUAUGAUUGCCUGGUUUGCGAUAACUUUAUUCAUCUAA